AUGUUAGAAUCAGUUUACCAACAAAUGAAGCAUCAUUAUAAAGAACAUGGAACUAUGGACUGUUUAUUCGAGCCAGUAGAAGAGGUAGAAGACAAAACAAUUAAGCCCUAUUUAACCAAAGUUUACCGAGAUUAUCAGAAUGCUAAAAAGAAAGAACAAGCCCGCGAACAGGCUAACGGAGAAAGAACUCCCCAUAUCUUUAUUGAACCAACUCAAAUUAUCGCUCUUACUAAUUAA
Messenger RNA from Ambispora gerdemannii, 237 nucleotides. Lineage: Eukaryota; Fungi; Glomeromycota; Glomeromycetes; Archaeosporales; Ambisporaceae. The record is from the annotation of a GenBank genome assembly.